This is a messenger RNA of Pyricularia grisea, 108 nucleotides long. RefSeq lists its product as uncharacterized. Lineage: Eukaryota; Fungi; Ascomycota; Sordariomycetes; Magnaporthales; Pyriculariaceae. Bases 1 to 108 code for a protein of 35 amino acids. The transcript has a single exon. The record is from RefSeq and is a predicted model, not a curated record.
AUGAUUGAAAUGGUAGGUCUGGUUCCUACCAUGUUGGAGUUCUCGGGUAUUGGGUUGCACUUCCGCCAUAACAGCAAAUCCCGGGGUGCCCGUGCUGGUCGGCGAUGA